This is a messenger RNA of Fusarium graminearum PH-1, 2352 nucleotides long. Its product is annotated as U5 small nuclear ribonucleoprotein component. The record is from RefSeq and is a predicted model, not a curated record. Gene Ontology annotation, molecular function: GTP binding; GTPase activity; U5 snRNA binding. Lineage: Eukaryota; Fungi; Ascomycota; Sordariomycetes; Hypocreales; Nectriaceae. Bases 1 to 2352 code for a protein of 783 amino acids. Gene Ontology annotation, cellular component: U4/U6 x U5 tri-snRNP complex; cytosol; U2-type catalytic step 2 spliceosome. Gene Ontology annotation, biological process: mRNA splicing, via spliceosome. The transcript is spliced from 4 exons.
AUGGAUGAUCUCUACGACGAGUUCGGUAACUUCAUUGGUGAAGAGGUCGAGUCAGAGGAGGGCUCCGAGGUUGGCGUUGAGGCGGGCGACUACGUCUAUGAUGAUGAGCCAGAUGAGGCCCCUGGCGUGACGGGCCAGGAGCUCAUGGAGCUCGACGAUGGACCAUCAAACGCCAUUAUACUUCAUGAAGACAAACAGUACUACCCAACCGCCGAGCAGGUGUACGGUGCCGAUGUCGAAACCCGUGUGGAAGAGGAGGACGCUCAACCGCUGAGCCAACCCAUCAUCGCGCCUGUCGAGCAGAAGAAGUUCAACAUCGAGGAAGCCGACCUUCCACCCGUCUUUUUCGACCGCGAGUUCAUGACAGACUUGAUGAACUUUCCCGAACAGACAAGAAAUGUGGCAUUGGCAGGACAUUUGCAUCACGGAAAGACGGCCUUUAUGGACAUGCUGGUCCUCGAGACACACGACAUCACAGACCGACUAGAACGAAGAGUGGGCAAGCACCGCGACGAACAAUUGAGAUAUACAGACAUCCACAUUCUGGAAAGGGAGAGAGGACUAUCUAUCAAGGCUGCACCAAUGAGUCUGGUGCUACCCAGCACCAAGGGCAAGUCUCAUCUUGUCAACCUGAUCGAUACCCCUGGACAUGUCAACUUUGUCGAUGAAGUCGCUGCCUCCUUCCGAUUAGUCGAUGGUGUCUGUUUGGUGGUGGACGUUGUCGAAGGAGUUCAGAUCAACACAGAGCAGAUCAUCAAGCAUGCUGUUCUCGAGGACAUCCCCCUGACCCUCAUCAUCAACAAGAUGGAUCGCCUCAUUCUCGAGUUGAAGCUACCCCCCAAGGACGCAUACUUCAAGCUCAAGCACGUUGUUGAGGAGGUCAACACUAUCAUCACAAACACAGCACCUACCAAGGCUGCUUCAAAGCGAAUAAGCCCCGAAAAGGGCAACGUCCUCUUCGCCUGCACGGAUAUGGGCUGGUGUUUUACGCUACCAAGCUUCGCCAAGAUGUACACAGAUACUUUUGGAGAUAUCAACGUCGACGAGUUCGCAAAGCGAUUAUGGGGCGACAUUUACUACAACCCCAAAAAGCGAAAUUUCUCGCGAAAGCCCAUUGAUGAGCGUUCAUCACGUUCAUUCGUUCACUUCAUCCUUGAACCCAUCUACAAACUCUUCACGCACUCCAUCAGCGACAGUCCCGAGGAGUUGAAGCCGGUUUUGGCUUCACUGGGCAUUGAACUCAAGCCUUCACAGUACAAGGCCGAUGCUAAGGUGCUGCUGAAGCUAGUCUGCGAGCAGUUCUUUGGACCUUCAACCGGCUUCGUGGAUAUGAUUGUCAAGCACAUCCCAUCACCCAUCGAGACUGCCGAGAGGUUGUUGGAGAGAUACUAUACCGGUCCCUUGGACACCAAGGUCGCUGCCUCAAUGAAGACUUGCGAUCAGGAUGGACCAUUGGUCGUGCAUAUCACCAAGCUCUUCAACACAGCAGACGCCAAAAGCUUCCAUUCUUUUGGCCGUGUGCUAAGUGGAACAGUCCGACCGGGUAUGCAAGUUCGUGUUCUUGGUGAAGGCUACUCUCUGGAUGACGAGGAAGAUAUGGCUAUGGCGAAUAUUGCAGAAGUCUUUAUCGGCGAGACAAGAUACAACAUCCCUACAGAUGGUGUCCCAGCCGGUAACCUCGUACUGCUAAGUGGUGUUGAUAACUCCAUCGUCAAGUCAGCCACCAUCCUCCCUCCUAAACUUGAAGACGACGAGGACGCCUACAUCUUCAAGCCCAUCACACAUUUCACAGAAUCGGUACUCAAGGUUGCUGCUGAACCCAUCAACCCUUCAGAACUUCCCAAGAUGCUUGAUGGUCUCAGGAGGAUCCAAAAAUCCUACCCACUUAUCAAGACCAAGGUUGAGGAGUCGGGUGAACACGUCGUCCUCGGAACUGGAGAGCUGUAUAUGGACUGUGUGUUGCACGACUUGCGUCGUCUAUAUGCCGAUAUGGAUAUCAAGAUUUCUGAUCCCGUCACACGGUUCUGCGAGACUGUUGUCGAGACAUCAGCGACAAAGUGCUAUGCCAUUACACCGAACAAGAAGAACAAGAUCACCAUGGUUGCUGAACAACUAGAAAAGGGCAUCUCAAAUGACAUUGAGAGCGGAGCAGUAAACAUCCGCGAUCCCAUUCGAAAGACAGCCAAGUUCUUCGAAGAGAAGCACGGCUGGGACAAGCUGGCUGCCCGCAGUAUCUGGGCGUUUGGGCCUGAAGAGACAGGACCCAACAUUCUUCAAGAUGAUACCCUCCCCACUGAAGGAAUCUAUUCGGCAAGGAUUCAGCUGGGCAACCCGCGAGGGACCCUUGUGUGA